CAGCCAUACCUCCUCAGCAGGCGGCGGUUUGGGUGCCAACGCAGGCCUGAAGGAUGUCUGGAGAGUUUGGCGCAUCGCACCGCGCCGCACCAGGGCCAGCAGUGGGGUCAACCGACCGGCGGCGUGCUGCUUAGCGGCGGGCUAGCAAGGGACAGCCCAGGGGGGCAGCGUGUCUGGCCCCAGCUGAGCUCCAGCCGUUGUCAGGGCGCCGCGCUUGGUGGCCGAGACCGGCGAGACCAGCCCGUACCGUAUCCAGCCCGUCUCUGGUAUGUAUCGCCUGGCUCGACGCGUCGCCGCACGCACUGCUUGGGGUAG
This is a messenger RNA of Rasamsonia emersonii CBS 393.64, 315 nucleotides long. RefSeq lists its product as uncharacterized. The record is from RefSeq and is a predicted model, not a curated record. The annotation marks the transcript as partial. NCBI's taxonomy places the organism in Eukaryota, Fungi, Ascomycota, Eurotiomycetes, Eurotiales, Trichocomaceae. The transcript has a single exon.